AUGAUUUGUCUCCUGUGUACCAUAGAAAAAGGAACGAUUCUGAUAUUUGUGGGCUGCUUGCUAAUUGCCGCAACCGUCGCUCAACUGUCUCAUAAAGAAGGACAUUGUCCAUUGAGAAACAGUGUAUCAAAAUGUACUCCUAGAUGUGUUUCGGAUUUUCAGUGCUCUUUUAAUGAAAAAUGUUGUCCAAAUAAGUGUGGAAGUAAUUCGUGUGUGCAGUCGAGUCCCGUCAAUACCGGCAGUGGAUAUAAAGGAUCAUCAAAUGAUAAUGUUUAUUGUGCGGGUGUGAAAUGUGGUCCAUACGAAAAAUGUCGAUUCGAUCGUACAACGAAACGCGAAAAAUGCAUGCGCACAUAA
Molecule: messenger RNA, 357 nt
Organism: Habropoda laboriosa
Lineage: Eukaryota; Metazoa; Arthropoda; Insecta; Hymenoptera; Apidae
Product: WAP four-disulfide core domain protein 2-like
Exons: 3
Coding region: 1-357 (118 amino acids)
Cellular component (GO): extracellular region
Molecular function (GO): peptidase inhibitor activity
Source: RefSeq, a predicted model, not a curated record